CACCUGAUUCAUUCUUCCAGUGCUUGAGUUCCACUCCCACGUGACAACGUUUUUUUCCCCCUUUUCGUUUACAUACGCUGCAGGAAUAUUAACAAUCUCAGGUCGGGCAUCACCGCCACCCAGAGGGGGUCAUCGCGCGACAAGCGCAAUAUAAAUAACCUGGGGGCCGCGCUAUCAACGAGCCGAGGGAAUUAAUGGUCCCGCCGCUUCCCGUCGCGCUUGGUGCACCUAUCAGGGGCUUAUCGGCCACGUCGAAGUCGCGGCCGAUGAUCGGAAGGCCUAGUCGUAGAGCGGCGGAGUCGCUCGGCGGGCCAUACGAUACGCUAGACACGAGCGGGAACCUAAAUUUGCAAGUAUCUCUUUUUUCCGAACGGCACCUUCGGCCAGCGGUUUCAGAAGCACGAAUCGCAAUUUCGGAAGUGCGCGCGCGCCACGCACUCAUCCUUCAACGUCGGCGUCUCCGUCUCGUUCGCCGUAAGCGUCUUCGAGCAUCGGCAGUCCGCGUGCGAGCCGUUUCCCGCUCUCGGGAGCGCUCUCGAAGAGAGCGAGGAAGGACGGUCCCGCACUUUUUCACCCGUUCGAUCGCCUUCCGCGAUCCCGCGAGGUCUUUCCGAUUCGGCGGCACGGAGUUACGGGAUCCGCAGAGAGUCGAGAAGCUCGGCGAGACCUACCUGCCCUACUCGGUCUUCCUGGAGUACAUAAACGGCCUGGGCACCUCCACGUUCGCAUCGGGCACGUAUAAUCUCUUCAAACACAACUGUAAUUCUUUCACCGAGGAGGUCAGCAACUUCCUGGUGGGCAAGGGCAUUCCCAAGUUUAUCCUUGAUCUACCGGAAGAAAUAUUACAAACACCUAUCGGACAAGCUUUAGGCCCGUUGAUAGAAACAUUAAGCAGUAACGCGAGUGCUGGAUUCACAGUCGGCCAGAGAUUCGUCGAGGCGAGGAUCCAGAGGGAAGCUUCACCGGAGUAUCAACUUCUAAACACAGCCAUCGAAGAAGCAAGGUUGAAUUCGAUCGCGUUAGAGGAACGAAGGAACGUCAUUAACGAGAAGCUAGCGAAGAAAGACCGGAAGAAGAAAAAGAAGAAAAAGGAGAAGAAAGAAAAGUGCAGUAGGGAAGCCACCGGCAGCGACAGCAACAGCACCGGACCGAGCAAUUGCUGCGGAGAUAUGGCGGAGAACGAGAAUGCAGUCGGCGAAGCGCAGCAGCAGGCAGCUAAUGGGGAAAACGCGCCCACGGAGAUGCUUCCGUCUGAGCGGGUGCUACAGAUGGAGGAGGACGAGAAGCGGGAGCAAGAAGAGAAGAAACGCCGUCGAGAUCCACCGAUAGUGUUCAAGGACCUGGUGGAUGUGCGAACGGAGUAUGAAGGCUUGGUAAGCGCCCUCAAGGGGAAGUUAAACGAAGAGGAACAAAGGUGCCUGGAUGAACUGCGGCAAUAUGUCUUGGAAGACGAAGGUUCCUGGGCUUUAGGCGACAAUUUUCUGAACUUCGUUGGUCGAGUUCUCUAUGACAAAUCGUUAGACAGCGACGUGCGAGUAAAACUGUUGAACGUGCUGUCCGUCGCCGCAUUGAAGGACGAUGUGAUUUUGUUGUUGCAUCAAGACAGACGAGAGCAUAUCAUCAUGACAUACGCCUUCGAUAUCGACCGGCACCCGCUAGAGGAGCAACUUCCACUCGCACAGUUUUUGGCAAAUAUGUUCGAGAAUCUCAGCAGUUCGGAAUGGCUGCUUUACAUAUCGGAGUGGCAGCAUCAGGAUCAGAACGUCAGCAGCAACAUCAGCAACAUAAGGGUGACGACUAAGGUUGCGGUGCACUCGCUGCUUUCGAACUCGGAAGACCUGCAGAUCCGUGGCGCCGCCAUCAUCCACAAUCUUGCCUGCAAGGAGAAAAUGAACAAAAGCAAAAAUCUGCGGCGACUUUUACCGAAAGGCAGCAUUUCUAAGGUUUUCGAUGACGUCGCAGUGGAGCUGACGAUGGCGUUGCUGCAAUACUUCAACGGCAGUCCCGCGGAGGAACAGCUGUACACGUGUAUGAAGUCUCUGGCGCGUUUUACGCAGAUCAGCGGCCAAGAGGUGCCACAGCUUAUACAGAUGAUCGGACCCGAGCCGAACAAAUUCAGGGGUACCUCCCAGAGGAUCGACGAGCAGAUCGAACAAGUUAACAAGAAGCUACGCUAAAUUGUCGACCGUCUGCGAAAAUGUCGUGUUUUACAAACGCGAGAUAAAACUGGACAUGUUUCCGCUAUGGAAUGAAUUUUUACUUAGAGAUUCUAUCGAGUCAGUCACAUAUAUUAUUAUUAUUAUUAUUAUUAUUAUUAUUAUUAUUAUUAUUAUUAUUAUUUAUGAAGAUUAAUUAUAUAUUGUUGUCAUUUUAAUAUUAUUAUAUGUAUAUUACUAUUACUAGAUUACGCGAGUCGUCGCAGCGUUUCUUCAAUUUCACUUUUCACUUUUUUAUUCGACAUCUUUUCCUUUUGUAUAGAUAAUUAAAGGCUAGCGAUGCUUCACCGUUCUACGCAGAGCGGUGAAAGAUAGAAAUGAAACGCGCGUGGCGCGAUGACGUGCCCGCCAUGUGCGCGACUAUCUCCCGAUUAAAAAAUGUCUGACCGUUUAUAGAGGAUUUCGGCGCGACGAAAUCUCCAAAUUAGCUGUAUCGAGUAACGGCGUGUUGUGAACGCUUACGCACUUCACGCUCCAUCAAUUAUGUGUCUGUUCUUCGCACGAUAUAAAAAGCGAUGCGAAGACGUAAUAAAAUUUUGGCAACGAA
Temnothorax curvispinosus is the source of this 2763-nucleotide messenger RNA. RefSeq lists its product as uncharacterized. The transcript is spliced from 11 exons. Bases 195 to 2177 code for a protein of 660 amino acids. The record is from RefSeq and is a predicted model, not a curated record. Lineage: Eukaryota; Metazoa; Arthropoda; Insecta; Hymenoptera; Formicidae. Gene Ontology annotation, biological process: protein modification by small protein removal. Gene Ontology annotation, molecular function: peptidase activity.